This is a messenger RNA of Mirounga angustirostris (Northern elephant seal), 3619 nucleotides long. RefSeq names its product mitotic spindle assembly checkpoint protein MAD2A-like. NCBI's taxonomy places the organism in Eukaryota, Metazoa, Chordata, Mammalia, Carnivora, Phocidae. The transcript has 4 exons. Bases 2227 to 2571 code for a protein of 114 amino acids. Gene Ontology annotation, biological process: mitotic spindle assembly checkpoint signaling. The record is from RefSeq and is a predicted model, not a curated record. Gene Ontology annotation, cellular component: nucleoplasm; cytoplasm; kinetochore.
CAGCGGCGGCCACUUAGCGGCCGGAGAGCUCGCCAGUUGCCUCCGCCGCCGCCUUGGAAUCUGGGGACCCGACAGACGGCGAGACCCAGCCUCCGCCCGACCCCGGCGAGGCCGCGCGGCUGCUGCGCCUGCCCCACCCGCCGCACCUGGGAGCGGUGAUCACCAGGAGAGGUGGGGCGUGGCGAGCGGCUGGCCGGGCGCCGGAGCAGCUUCGCCAAAAGCCAGCCGGACCGGCGCAAGGCGGAGGGGGAGGGUCUCGGGGCAGAGGCCGGCUCCUCCGAGGGAGAGACCCCAGCUGGGGUGGAAAACGGCACAAACCAGCUGCACAGACGCUGGGCGCGGAUCAUGGAGCGGGCCAGCCCCGGCUCCGGGGAGUCGAAGCUGCAGCGGGACCAGGAUUCCGUGGAAGCGUGGCUGGAUGAUCACUGGGACUUUACCUGCUCUUACUUUGUUAGGAAAGCCACCAGGUAAGAAGAGGACCCCUGGAAGACCCACCCGGGGCGCUGAGAGUGACCUGGGGGCUCAUCUCUCUCCCUUACUGAAUUUUCCUCUUCCUUUACCAUUAAACGACCUCGGUUCCCAGGCCCUUUGCUUUUGAAGUAGGUCUUUGGUCCUGUUAGGGUGUAGACACCUCGACUUUAUGGCUAGUACAGUCGAAAAGCCCAAGCGUGGGAUUCGAUCCAACUUGCUCAAAAAGUUCAAUGCAAAAAUGUACAUGUGGACCCCCCCCCCACACACACACACACAGCCCGGCUGCCCCGGUAUUCCCUGAGAGCAAGAUUAUUUACAUACAUCCGCGCUCACGGGCCUUCCCCCAGCCCUUCUUUAGCCUCCUAGUCCCCCUAAAUCUCCUCAGCGAAACCAAAACAGUUUUGAGCCCCUUCCCUGCGGCUCCGGAAGCACCAUUUCCAACUCGGUCCCAGCAGCUCCGCUCCUCCCCCGUCCCCCCUCGCCCUGGCCCUUGGCGGGCGGGGAAGUCGGGGUAGGGGCGAGACCACGAGGAGCCCAAAGGCAGCAACAUGCCGGAGUCUUCCCAGAGUAAGCGCUGUCGCCUUUUGCCCCUUUCCAGUCCCUUGCUUGGCCCGGCGCUUCCUUUCACUCUCUCUUGCUCCCAAGGCGGCGCCGCUGAAAGGGCUCCGCAGAGGGGUUCGCGGCGCGCACACAAAGGGCGCUGGGGAGGCGCGGCGGGAGCCGACAGCGGGGCGCUGACGGGUCCCGCGCAGCCCCAGCCGACCCCAGAGGCCAGCUCUUCCCGGUCGAGAGCCAAGCGCCGGGCGGCCGCUGCCGAGGGCGGGGAGGAGGGUGCCUGUCCUUUGGGAGGUGGCUGCCCGGGGGGCAGUUGGGGCGCGCGUGGGAAAGGCUCCCGUAGAGUUGGGGAGGAAUUGAGGUUGAAGCCGAGGAAGGAGGGGCCGGAGCAGAGAGUGGAGGCGGGCGGAUGCCCUGAAGCCUGAGGAGUUGGUGAGAAGCCGCUGCGCGGGCAAAGGCUUCUACACGCGGACUCCGACUGACUCCAGGACGCGCCUCUUUGGAGAAGAGUCCCGGACCCGCCGCCGCCGCCGCCGCCGCCUCCAGGCAGCGGCCGUCGGGCAGCCGGCGCUGGCUGCCUUGGCCGCCAGGAAAGCGCACUCAGGGCGGUGAUGGUGGAGCGGCCGGCCGAGGCUCGGCGCUGGGCUCCCCCCCGCCGGCGUUCGGCCUCCGCUCUGCCGGGCGCUCCCCGCCAGGGGGCGGCGCAGCGCGGAGCGAGCGGGCUGCGGCGGGCGGCGGCCCGGUGGCGGGGUCGGUAAGGGAGCAGGCUUGGAGUCACCGCCUCCCCUGGGCACGUCGUCGCCCCCCGGCGCCUCCCGGAGUCCAGAGUCUGCGGAGGCCGCGUGGUCUGCACUUCGACCUUCCUAUGUUUGCUGUGUUGCCCUUUGGAGACAAAACAAGGCCGGUCUAGUAGACCACAACUACACACGCCCAGCCGGGACCCUGCGGAGCUUGACCACCCAGAACUGGGCGACCACGCCUACCCCCUGCGCCUGCGGACAGGCCAGCUCCGAAAAGCGCCCAGAGGACCUGCAGGCCCCGCCCCACGGGGCGGGGCCUAGAGGCUCAUCGCGCCUGCGCCGAGGCCCGAGGGCGUGCUGCGCCGUUACUUUUGAAACGAGUGGCGGGGAACUGCUGUGGGCGUCUCCGCCGUCGCUCUCUGCCGGGGGGAAGCGCACUCCUUCGUCUGUAGGACUGGCCAUGGCGCUGCAGCUCUCCCGGGAGCAAGGCAUCACCCUGCGCGGGAGCGCCGAAACCGUGGCCGAGUUCUUCUCAUUUGGCAUCAACAGCAUUUUAUAUCAGCGUGGCAUAUAUCCAUCUGAAACCUUUAAUAGAGUGCAGAAAUAUGGACUCACCUUGCUUGUAACAACGGAUCCUGAGCUCAUAAAAUACCUAAAUAAUGUGGUGGAACCGCCGAAAGAUUGGUUAUACAAGUGUUCAGUUCAGAAACUGGUGGUUGUCAUCUCAAAUAUUGAAAGUGGUGAGGUACUUGAAAGGUGGCAAUUUGAUAUUGAGUGUGACAAGACUGCCAAAGAUGACAGGUAAGUAUGAAGUAAAUUGCUUCCAUUUUUACAGAUCUUUUUCCAAAACUGUUUUCUUUUACUAGAUGAGUUCUACUUAUAUUGAACUAGUUUCAUAUAAAGUAGUUUGUUUCUAAGUAUGUUAGAUGUGACCUUUAAUCUCCUGUGGAGAAGGAUUGGGCUCACAAAUUGUGCUCACGAAAGAAUUUUGCCUAUCACGGACUUUUAACAUAAUUGCGCUUAGGCUAAAUCCAUAAAUUUCAAACUUUAGUGUUUAUGAUGCUAUAUGUAAAGCUACCAUGCUGUCCGUCCUAGGUGGGCCAUUUCAUGAAUUGUAGAAAGGUACUUUUAACCAUGAAGUAUUAUCCUAGACUUUCUCCCAGCUUACUGUGCAGCUCUACUGUAUUUCAUUUAAUGCUACAAACUUCUUAGACACUCCCCCCCUUUUUUUUUUUUUUUAGGAUUUUAUUUAUUUAUUUAAUAGAGCAUGCGAGAGAGGGAACAUAAACGGGGAGUGGGAGAGGGAGAAGCAGGCUUCCCGCCAAGCAGGGAGCCCGAUGUGGGGCUCAAUCCCAGGACCCGGGAAUCAUGAUCUGAGCCAAAGGCAGUCGCUUAACUACCUGAGCCACCCAGGCGCCCCUCUUUAGACACUUAUUAAACUGAAGUUUUUAGAUUAUCUGGAUGGGAGAUGCCCAUCAUUAUAUGCUAAUUUCUAGCAUCGUCCUAGGCAUGCUUACCUGUAAACUCUGAACUAUCUCUCAUAAUGAAAUGAUGGAGUUUGCUCCUGAAGCCUUUGGUCUGUUUUAGAAAAUGUUUAAUUAUUAACGCCAUACACGAUUAACAUCUUAUUUGAGGCAAUAGGAAAUUAGACAUUUAGGCAUUACUAAAAAUGCCAAAAUGAUUAUACCGAUUCAAUAUUUUAGAUACUGCUUGUUAUCUUUAUUUUAAGACAUGCUGAAGCUUUCCUGACUUGAAGUACUUGGCAGGUUUUCUAGUCAUCUGUUAUUUAAUGACCUGAUACUAAGAACAACCCUAAAAAAUGAUUGGAAGGAUAAAUGAAAUAAUAGAGAUAC